UUACAUCUCACUUGCUCUUCACAUGUCACCCAGCCUAUAAAAACCUACCAACCAAUGCUGAAUGUAGCACAUAAACCUGUGAAACAUUGACCACCUUAAUAGCUACACAAGAAGAUCCUUAUUUUUAUUAUCAUUGUCAUCAUCACCAUCAUCGCCACCAUUAUCUCUGACGCCACCACAACCAUCAGAAUAUUAUGUACAGAUACGGCAUAUCAAUCCAGAGAAGAGCUUGGUCACCAUGUAUGACAGUUCUUAUUUUUCUUGGAGCGACGGCAAUCUUGGGAGUAACUAUUGGUCUCCUCAUUCAUUUUCUGGCAGUUGGGAAGAUUUACCAUUACCAAGGUUAUUUUAAUAUUUCUGGAGUCACAUACAAUUAUAGUUGUAAAAAUGCAGCUUCAGAAGUUAGCGCAAAUCUGAGCAAAGAUAUUGAGACUAAGAUGUCUGAUGAAUUUCAAAAUUCUAGCCUAUACAGAGAAUAUAUCAACUCUCAGGUAAUCAGACUUCUCCCCCAUUCCAAUGGUUCAAGUGUGCAGUUGCUGCUGAUAUUCAAGUUUUCUCCAAGAAAGAGGGAGAUCAUGAAGACUGAAAUCAAAGCUCUCUUACUUCAGAUGUUGAAAGACAACACAGUAUCCUGGAAUGCAGUUCCAGCUUCCAUUAAACUUACAGAAAUCAGCAAGACUAAUGCUGAAAUGCUUACCAACAACUGUUGUGGGAGACAACUGGUCAAUAGUGUUGCAUCAGGCAACCGAAUUGUGAACGGGAAAAAUGCCCAUGUUGGGGCAUGGCCUUGGCAGGCCAGUAUGCAGUGGAAGGGCGAACAUCAUUGUGGAGCAUCUCUGAUCAGCAGCAGGUGGCUAUUAUCUGCAGCUCACUGCUUUGUUAAGAGAAAUAAUUCAGGAGAUUGGACCGUCAACUUUGGAACUCUAUUAAAUGAACCAUAUAUGACACGAAAAGUCCAAAACAUUAUUUCUCAUGAAAAUUUUAGCAUGGCUGGGAUUCGUGAUGAUAUUGCCCUUGUUCAGCUUGCUGAAGAAAUCUCUUUCUCAAAGUACGUUCGUAGUAUUUGUCUUCCUGAAGCCACACUGAAGCUCUCGGAAAAUGACAGUGUUGUUGUCACAGGAUGGGGAACACUGAGUAUGAAUGGUCCCCUUCCAAAUACACUUCAAGAGGCCUUUGUGAAUACUAUCGACAACAAAGUUUGCAAUGCUCCCUAUGCAUUAUCUAACUUGGUGACAGAUAAAAUGUUAUGUGCUGGAUAUAUGUCAGGAAAAGCUGAUGCCUGUCAGAAAGACUCCGGUGGACCACUAGCUUACCCUGACUCUAGAAAGAUCUGGUACCUUGUUGGAAUAGUAAGCUGGGGUGAUGGAUGUGCCAAAAAGAAUAAGCCAGGUGUCUACACUCGAGUGACUGCUUAUCGUGAUUGGAUUACCUCCAAGACUGGACUCUGAAGGGGAAGUAACUUUGGAGUUGAACACAAGGACAACUGCAGGGCAGGGCACACAUAUUUUUUUAAGCACUUAGUCUGUUCCAGCAACUGUCAAGGACAGACACAGUAUCUUCUUUCAAGGAGGCUGCAUUUAGCGGAUAAAGAUAGUAGAUAUAAGAUAAUUUUUAUUGUGAUAACUAUUAUGAGGGAAAUAAAACUAUGACAGAAAAUAGUGCUACAGGUGAAAAGUACUUGAGACUGGGCAGUCUGAAUUACUUCUCUAAGAGAGGAGCAUUUGAGCUGGACCUAAAUGAUGAAAAAACAAAUAUAAAACAUCUGAGAGAAGAGAAAUCCAAAGGGAACAAGUAUAAAGUCCUUGCAACACAAAUAAGUGAGGUGGCUAUGUGGGCAGAAACAAUUUUUCUGUCAUCAGCUCUUCCUUCUCAGUCCCUUUUGCGGGAUCUUCUACAUCUUCCCAAACUGUAAGUGUUGGGGUGCCCCAGGGCUCAGUCUGCAGGUCUCUUCUCUGCUUACACUCAUACCUUAGAUGAUUUGAUCCCGUCGAAUACUUUCAAUACCAACUCUUUGCAGACAACACCCAACUGUUUUGACUCUGGCCCUGACUUCUCCCUGGGCCUCCAGUUGCACACGGCUGAAAUUUCUAUUUGAAGGUCUGAUAGAGAAUUUACACUAGUUAUUCAACAGAAUUCUUCAUCUUUCCUCAGUAUUCCAUAAUUUAAAACAUUAAUCCUGAAGUCAUUCAAGGAACAGCAUUUGAAAUAUUCUUAUUUUC
Molecule: messenger RNA, 2219 nt
Organism: Phyllostomus discolor (pale spear-nosed bat)
Lineage: Eukaryota; Metazoa; Chordata; Mammalia; Chiroptera; Phyllostomidae
Product: transmembrane protease serine 11B-like
Exons: 11
Coding region: 195-1448 (417 amino acids)
Biological process (GO): proteolysis
Cellular component (GO): extracellular region; plasma membrane
Molecular function (GO): serine-type endopeptidase activity
Source: RefSeq, a predicted model, not a curated record